Messenger RNA from Penicillium malachiteum, 4083 nucleotides. Its product is annotated as phosphoribosylformylglycinamidine synthase. Bases 1 to 4083 code for a protein of 1360 amino acids. The record is from RefSeq and is a predicted model, not a curated record. NCBI's taxonomy places the organism in Eukaryota, Fungi, Ascomycota, Eurotiomycetes, Eurotiales, Aspergillaceae. Gene Ontology annotation, molecular function: phosphoribosylformylglycinamidine synthase activity. The transcript has a single exon. Gene Ontology annotation, biological process: 'de novo' IMP biosynthetic process.
AUGACUUCCACCGAUUCCUACAUUGCCAUCCCGGGCUCAGUGGCGUUCUCCCACUCCCGUGGCCAGGCGGUUGCUGCUAGCUUGGGUGUGAAGGAGGUUCGGGCCCAGUGGGUUCACUACGUCCACACCUCCCAGCCUUUGAAUGAUGCGCAGCGUGUUGUUCUCGAGCAGCUGUUGCAGUACGGCGACAUCACCGAUAUCCCUCCGACCUUCAAUGCCACCGACGGCCAGUUUGAUACCUACUACAUUUUCCCCCGGACCGGAACCAUUUCGCCAUGGAGCUCUCAGGCUACCGGUAUUUCCCACGUCUGUGGCCUCCGUCAGUCUGUCAAGCGUAUUGAGCGCGGUAUGAAGAUCUCUUGCCUUCGGGACGGAGCUCAGGACUACAAGCCCAACUACCAAGACCUUCUGCAUGAUCGCAUGACCCAGAUUAUCAGCGAAGAGGAGCCCGACCUCCAAUUGAUGUUCUCCGAACACGCGACUCUUCCCCUUAAGACCAUCUCUUUGCAGGGUGGUGAUAAGACUCCUAAGCAAGUUCUCCAGGAGGCCAACAAAGAAUUGGGUCUCGCUUUGGAUGAGUCUGAAAUUGACUACUUGGCGGAGGCUUAUGGACCUAAUGGUGCCAUUAACCGUGACCCAACGGACGUUGAGCUUUUCAUGUUCGCUCAGGUCAACUCCGAGCACUGUCGCCACAAGCAGUUCAAUGCCUCGUGGGUCAUCGAUGGUAAGCCGAUGCCCAACAGUCUUUUUGCUAUGAUCCGCAACACACACAAGAAGCACCCCGAAUACACAGUUAGUGCCUACAGUGAUAACUCUGCUGUUCUGGAGGGCUCUGAGGGCGCUUUCUGGGCUCCAGACCCCACUACUGGCGAGUGGACGCACACCAAGGAAGUUGUUCACUUCUUGGCCAAGGUUGAAACUCACAACCACCCCACUGCUGUUUCUCCUUACCCUGGUGCCGCUACCGGUGCUGGUGGAGAGAUCCGUGAUGAAGGUGCUACUGGUCGCGGCUCGCGCCCCAAGGCUGGUCUUUCCGGCUUCUGUGUUUCUGAUCUUUUGAUUCCCGGUUUUCGCCAACCCUGGGAACUCGAUGUUGGCAAGCCCAACCACAUUGCUAGCAGUUUCGAUAUCAUGCAGGAGGCUCCUAUUGGAAGUGCUGCUUACAACAACGAGUUUGGUCGUCCUUGCACCGGUGGUUAUUUCCGUACACUCCUCACUGAGAUCGAUGUCGGAAAUGGCCAGAAGGAACUGCGCGGUUACCACAAGCCCAUCAUGAUUGCUGGUGGUGUCGGUACUGUUCGCCCUCAACAUGCCCUGAAGAACCCCGAUAUUGUUAAGCCUGGCUCUUUCCUUGUUGUCCUCGGUGGCCCUGCUAUGCUUAUUGGUCUUGGUGGUGGUGCUGCCUCCAGUAUCGCCUCUGGUGAAGGUUCCGCAGACCUUGACUUUGCCAGUGUCCAGAGAGGUAACGCCGAGGUUCAGCGACGAGCUCAGGAAGUCAUCAAUGCCUGUGUCGCAAUGGGCAACAACAACCCCAUCAAGUUUAUUCACGAUGUUGGUGCUGGUGGUCUGUCCAACGCUCUUCCCGAACUGAUCCACGAUUCCGGCCUUGGUGCCAAGUUCGAGCUUCGUGAGGUUGACAGCGCCGACAAGGGCAUGAGCCCUAUGCAGAUCUGGUGCUGUGAGGCUCAAGAGCGUUACGUCCUUGCUGUCGGAGAAGAGAGCAUGAACAAGUUUACCGCCAUCGCCCAGCGUGAGCGCUGCGGUUUCUCCGUCGUUGGUCGCGGAGGCGGCACCUCCGAGGAGGAGAAGAGACUGAUUCUCCUUGACCGGGAUUCCAAGGAAUACCCAUCUCCCAUUGAUCUCCCCUUGUCUGUUCUGUUCGGCAAGCCGCCGCGCAUGACCAGAACCGUGGACUCCCGCAAGCUGACUCUGCCUGCUGUUGAUUCCAGCCUGGCCAAAUACCUGCCUUCCCUUUCCACCAAGGUUGAGCUUGUUAACGAAGCCGUUAACCGAGUCCUCUCCCUGCCUGCGGUCGGUUCCAAGUCAUUCUUGAUUACCAUUGGUGACCGUACUGUUGGUGGUCUUACUGCCCGUGAUCAAAUGGUUGGACCUUGGCAAACCCCCGUCUCUGAUGUCUCUGUCACUGCCACAUCUUUGCUCCAGGGUGUCAAGUCUGGUGAGGCUAUGGCCAUGGGUGAGAAGCCUACUCUGGCUCUGAUCUCUCCUGCUGCUUCGGCUCGUAUGGCCGUUGCCGAGGCUCUGAUGAACCUUACCGCUGCUGAUCUGGUUGACCGUCUCAGCCAAGUCAAGCUUUCGGCCAACUGGAUGUCUGCCAGCAGCCACCCUGGUGAAGGCGCUGCCAUUUACGAGGCUGUUGAGGCCAUUGGUCUGGAACUGUGCCCCAAGCUUGGUAUCAGUAUUCCUGUUGGAAAGGACUCCAUGUCCAUGAAGAUGAAGUGGAAGGACGAGGCCUCAAACGAGGCCAAGGAGGUUACUGCCCCCAUGUCGCUCGUCAUUUCCUCCUUCGCGCCUGUUGGAGAUUACCGCAAGACUUGGACUCCCGCUCUUCGCAGCUUCGAGGAAGUCGGUGAGACUGUCCUUAUGUUUGUUGAUCUCGCUUUCGGUCGCAAGGCCCUGGGUGGUUCUGCUCUUGCUCAGGUCUUCAACGAGGUCGGUUCUGAGUGCCCUGAUAUCCGCAAUGUUGAUAUCUUCCGUGACUACUUCGAUGCUACCCAGCAGCUCCAGGAGUCUGGCAUCGUGCUGGCCUACCACGACCGUUCCGAUGGUGGUCUGCUGACCACUCUCGCUGAGAUGAUGUUCGCUGGUCGCUGUGGUGUUGAGAUCAUGACUGACAACAUCGCUGCAUCCUUCCACACUCCCGAUGUUGUUGAGGCUCUCUUCAACGAGGAACUCGGUGCCGUUUUCCAGGUUCGCAAGGAGCAUGAGAUUCAGUUCCGCUCUUGCUUCGCUACCUGCGGACCUCCUGCCGGCCUGAUCCACAAGAUUGGUCGUGUUUCUGAGAAGAAGAAGCAGGAUCUUGUUGUCUACCACAAGGCCUCGCUAAUCUACCGUAACACCCGUGCCAACUUGCAGCAGACCUGGGCCAAGACCUCCUACCACAUGCAGAAGAUCCGUGACAAUGCCGAGUGCGCAGAGCAGGAGUUUGAGAACAUCCUGGACAAUGCCAACCCUGGUCUGUCUUGGAACGCCACCUUCGACCCCAAGGACCGUGGUCUGCCUAUCAUGACCAGCCUGUCCCAGUACUCACCCUUCAGCAACAAGCCUCGUGUUGCCAUUCUGCGUGAGCAAGGUGUCAACAGUCAGGCUGAGAUGGCUUUUGCCUUCAACACCGCCGGAUUCGCUGCUGUCGAUGUUCACAUGACCGACAUUAUCUCUGGUCGUGUCUCUUUGGCCAGCUUCGCCGGUCUUGCCGCCUGUGGUGGUUUCUCCUACGGUGAUGUUCUGGGUGCCGGUCAAGGAUGGGCUAAGUCUGUCCUGCUACACGACAACUCUCGCAAGGAAUUCCAGGCCUUCUUCGAGCGCCCCGAUACCUUCGCUCUGGGUGUCUGCAACGGUUGUCAGUUCCUGUCUCGUGUUAAGGAGCUUAUCCCUGGUGCUCGUAACUGGCCCAGCUUUGAGCGCAACACCAGUGAGCAGUACGAGGGCCGUGUAUGCAUGGUUCGCAUCUCCGACCCUGAUCCUUCUCGCCCCAGCGUUUUCUUCCACGGCAUGGACGGUUCCUCAUUUCCCAUUGCUGUCGCUCACGGUGAGGGUCGUGCCUCGUUCGCUGGUACCCCUGGUACCUCUGCGACUGACUUUGUCCGUGAGGGUCUUGCGCCUGUUCGUUACGUUGACAACGCUACUCUCAAGCCUACUGCUCGUUAUCCCUUCAACCCCAACGGCAGUCCCGAGGGUAUUGCCGGUGUGCGCAGCCCUGACGGUCGUGUCCUGGCUAUCAUGCCCCACCCUGAGCGUACUGUCAUGAACGGCAUUGCCAGCUGGUUGCCUCCUAAUGCUGAGCAGUGGGGAGAGAUUGGUCCUUGGGGACGUAUCUUCUUCAGUGCCAGACGCUGGGUUGGUUAA